Messenger RNA from Asparagus officinalis (garden asparagus), 336 nucleotides. RefSeq lists its product as uncharacterized. The transcript has a single exon. Lineage: Eukaryota; Viridiplantae; Streptophyta; Magnoliopsida; Asparagales; Asparagaceae. The record is from RefSeq and is a predicted model, not a curated record. The coding region runs from base 1 to 336 and encodes 111 amino acids.
AUGACCACCACGACAAGUGCAACCUCUCGCGUCGCAGGCAUCGCAGAGGGAUUUUCCGUAACUUCAAGCUUAGACGGGCUUAGGAGUGUUUCGGCGGCAAAGAUAACGUUGAAUGUUGAAGGGCACGAAGGGUCGAUAUCGGUUCUUGGGGGGACUCAUAACACAAAGCCAUCUGAUCAUCCGGUGGUCGGAGGGACCGGAGACUUCAUGUUUGUUGGAGGGUACGUGAGGUCGUCACCGGUGAGUUUGACGGGGGUUACCGUUGUGUACAAGAUUGAGUUUUAUUUGUAUUGGCCUCCUUAUGCGCCUAGUGUUGGUCACAAGGGAGUUUCUUGA